CGUAUCUGUCACAGAUCCGAUCCAAUCAGUGUUUGUUGUGGCCAUAUGUUGAAUAGAAAUUUAAAGUAAAUUAUUACUGGGAAUGGAGACGGGGGCGCCGUUGGUGGUGCGGUCGGACGACGGGCAAGGACAGCAAACCAUCGUGAUACGCCUGAUGCAGCCGACACCGGGCGCCAACGGACAGACACAGUGCAUGCCCAUAUCCGUGCAUGCUAUUCCUCUGUAUAUCAUGCCACAGCCGCAGCAGCAGCAGCAGCCGCAGCAGCAACAGCAACAGUCGCUGGUGGAUCAAAAAUCGCUUUCCAGUCAUCGGAACCAACGUUAUUCAACGAGAGUGCAGUCAGAGGGACAAUUUCAGAGGGAGGCCAGGACGCCGGAAGAUUUUUCAGUCCCCCCAGGCAAAGUGGGUGGCCGGUCCAACGGCAACCAGAGGUGUAGACAAGUGUGCUAUAAAGUGGAGUACAUGCUAUGUCCAGAAGAUGCCUUAUAUUGUCAGCCAACGGAGCCCAAUGCUGGCAAUCAGUUCGGUGAUGUACGCGGCGAAGCUCCCUGUUGCAAUCAGUACUGUAUGGAUUAUCAGGACUCCCAGGCGGAAAAGGAGUUCACAUACGCAAUGGAAAACAUACCAAGGAAAUGUGGAAAAUGUCGAUGCGGCCCUUCGACUGCACAGGUGGGGACAAUCCCAGGCAAGAGCGAAGAUGUCCAAUGGGCUCAAAAUAUUGCUCAGACAAGCCGUGAAGAAAAUACCGAAAAUUAUGAUCAAAUGGAGCAGAAGACCGCAGAUGGCUACCGAAGGGAUCAGAAGACCGAAGAUAGCUACCGAAGGGAUCAGAAGACCGAAAAGGGCUACCGAAGGGAUCAGAAGACCGAAGCUGGCUACCGAAGAGAUCAGAGUACUAAUACAAAUGCUCAGGAGUGCCCAGACUCCCCGAAUCUUGAGUACAUCAAGACGCUCUGUGAGACGCUGGGUCGAGCUAUGGUUGCCUGUGCCACAGCGGCAGCGGAGGCUGCGGAGGGCAGGGGCAGGGUGUCUGCCAAUCUGGGUCUGUCCGCCAGCAACUGGGCAACCGCGCCCAGCUUGCUAAUGCAACAGACACCGAUAAGAGCGGAAAAACCGGCAUGCUGUUUAGACAGCCAGAUGAGUAUUACGGUGGAAAACAUCAACCCGGAGAUAGCCAACAAGCGAGGAGCGGCUCAUGCAGAUGCUGUGGCUGAAAAGCUCAAACAGACGGCAGAGAACAGCUCAGUAGAAUCCUUAGGAGCCUUAGGAGCCAUAGGAUCCCAGAGUUCAAUGGACAGCCCCGGGAAAAGAUCGUCGUACACCUUAAGAUCGAUACAGCAGACGCUUGACGUGUCACAUUCGAAAUUCCGGGACAUGCAUCAUAGCUCGAAAGGGGCUCCAGUCAACAAAGACUCCAAACAUUCGUCAGGAUUUUCGGAUGACAGUGCUAAGAAGAGGAAGAGCACACCCCGUGUCUCUACCCAGACUCCAAAAUCUUCAGUCAGUGCUAGUGAACGAAAGAGUUGUGGCUCAGCCUGUGCUUCGGAAGGGAAGAGCUCUGCCCGUGGCUCAGCCACUACGUCGGAACGGAAGAGUGAACGACCUGCAUCAAGUGCAACGGAAGGGAAGAGCUCUGCCCGUGGCUCAGACAGUGCUACGGAAAAGAAGAAGAGUUCUCCAAGGGGCUCGAAUCAGAGUGUUCUAUCUAUUGCUAAGCAAAGGAAGAAGAGCUCUCCCAGUGGCUCGAAUCAGAGUGUUCUAUCUAUUGCUAAGCAAAGGAAGAAGAGCUCUCCCAGUGGCUCGAAUCAGAGUGUUCUAUCUAUUGCUAAGGAAAGGAAGAAGAGUUCACCCCGUGGCUCGAAUCAGAGUGUUCAAUCUUCAGGUAUUGCUAAGGAAAAGAACAGUUCUCCUCGUGGCUCAGACAGUGCCGUAGCAGUUCGGAGUACAAGAUCCUCAUUCAGUGCUACCGAACGAAAGAGUUGUGGCUCAGCCUGUGCUUCGGAAGGGAAGAGCUCUGCCCGCGGCUCAGCCACUACGUCGGAACGGAAGAGUGAACGACCUGCAGCAAGUGCAACGGAAGGGAAGAGUUCUCGCCGUGGCUCAGCCGCUACUACGGAACGGAAGAAUUCUCGCCGCGGUUCGAGUCAAAGUACAGGUAGUUCUGCCAAACGGAAUUCUUCAGCCAGCAGCAGAAAAGGGUCUUCAGGGGCCAAGCCAGGCGGCAUCCGCUGUCCUACCAGCUGCCCCCAAAGCACCCUAGUGAUGUCACAAGCCAGAAAGGUGAAGACGUCUUCGCCAUCCCCAGAUAAACGGAGAGAUUUCAUAACUUCGGUGAAUAAAUCGCAGAGAUCUAUGACUUUGAAGCCCCUGAAAUGUUGUACAGCAUGCAAGUACAUCAACUACUGCUGCUGUAAUAGAGCACCAAGUCCUCCGAAACCAUUGGGUAAUUGCUGUAAAAAGGUUGGCUGCCCACCAUGGUAUUGUUAAUAGUUUCUAUAAACGGAAUUCUGGAAUAUACAUACUAGAAAUAAACAAAAUGACAAAAAUCUA
Drosophila miranda is the source of this 2551-nucleotide messenger RNA. RefSeq lists its product as uncharacterized. NCBI's taxonomy places the organism in Eukaryota, Metazoa, Arthropoda, Insecta, Diptera, Drosophilidae. The transcript has 2 exons. The record is from RefSeq and is a predicted model, not a curated record. Bases 83 to 2488 code for a protein of 801 amino acids.